Messenger RNA from Medioppia subpectinata, 688 nucleotides. Lineage: Eukaryota; Metazoa; Arthropoda; Arachnida; Sarcoptiformes; Oppiidae. The record is from the annotation of a GenBank genome assembly.
CUUCAAACGCGCGAUAGAUGUCAGCCAUUGGUCCGCAAACUUACACUUUUGCUAUCGUGUGUCCCUUCAGUCGGCAUACGAUUGGUUCGAAGUUUCGAUCGUGUGGUUAGUCUUCGCGCUCUUUCUUCACACAAACCGAUCGUUCGAUUCAUUGAAUUGAGAGAAAGCCUUAGAGAGGAAGACAUUAUCGAAAGUAUCCCUCAAUUGAGACAUCGAUUAGACUUUCAAUACAAACGACUCGUGAGAAUGACAUCCAAACCGAAGAGUGAAGGGUUUGUGGACUACAAGAAGAUGAGCGCCGAAGACUUGGCGGCCGAAAGACAUCGCGCGUACCGAAUGCUGACCGAAGCGAACCGAUUGCUUGAUAUCGCGAAACACCGAAUGCAACACUUGGAAGAGCGCGACCGCGUGUCCAGCGCUCAGCUCAUCCGAUAUCGGGAUCUGUUGCCCAAAAUCAAGUCCAAUGUGUUUGAGAUGAAGAAUCUGAUGGAAAACAAGGACUCAGACGCUGGCGAUCGACACCAAACUCUUGUUAAUCAAUUGGUGUCUCUCUUCGAGGACUUCGACGCCGACGUCAAGCAAUAUGAGGAAUCCAAUGCAGAAGUGUUGCAACGAAUCGCCGCUAUUGAGGACAAGACACAAGAGAAAUGAAUGGACACAAGAAUCGCAUCCAUUAUUACAUUACAAU